UUGUAUUUUUAUAUGAUAUUAAUUAAUAAUCGAUUUAUCUUUAGCCGAUUAUUUUACAUCCACUACAGUCAACAAAUGUUACAAAUGUCUCUAUUUAUUUUAAGUACCAGACUAGACUGAUAUACUAAUGACAAAAAUACGUUUUCAUGUUUAUUUCAUGCCAUUAAUUAUAAUUUAUUUUUACACAACUGGUCCCAGUGUUGAAGCGAGAAAAUAUUAAGAAUACGAAUAGUAAAGAUAAUUUAAAAAUAGCCCAGGUCCUUCCGGGUUAAGUGAUAAUUCGGGUUAUCUGAAUAAACUGCCAAAAGCUAUCAGAUAGAAUUAAAUGUAUCUUCCUCUUCACAAUGUUUCAGGAAGAAAAUAUUUUAUCAGAUUUAAAGUUUCCAAGCUGGGAUUCUUUACAGUAUCACUGCCAUUAUUUGCCUUUAUAACUUGUUUACUCAUGACCAUGUACAAAGAUUUUGAACAUGCAAAUAAUACACACUGCAAUGUGCCAAAUGUAUUCCCAUCAAUAUCAGCUUCCAUUGGUAACUAUGAACCGCAAAGUACAAUUUGGAAGACUGCAAUAUAUGUUCAUGCACCAAUAAGGUUUUUAAUAAUAUAUUUAAGAUGGAAUUAUUAUAGAAAUGUUGUAAGGGACAAUUGUAUUUCUGUAGUGAAAUUAGCAGUAUCAUUAAAUAUAAUAGAAAACUUAGCAUUAUUAGGACUAACACAUUGGACAUCAAUGGCUAACUACCCAUAUCAUGAAAUGUCAUUCAAAACAUUUAUUGGCACUUCAGUGUUUUAUAUGUUAUUAACAUGUCUGAUGCUUACAAGGUAUCGUAGAAGGCCUAACAUUACAAGUUUAGAAAUGCAAUCAGUAAAAUUAAAAUGGAGAGCCUUCAUCGUGAACAUAAGUUCAUUCACUCUAGCUGCUUAUUUUUUCUUGAGGCAUAACCGACUUUGUGAACCAUAUGUUUACUCAAUGUUUGGAUUUUCUGAAUACAUUGUUGUAUUUAGCAAUAUCAUAUUUCACUUAACAACUGUAUAUGAUUUACAAGUACAAUUUGUGUAUUUGUCUAGAAGAGGUAUUAUUAUUGAAUGACUAAAACAA
This is a messenger RNA of Achroia grisella, 1093 nucleotides long. It is a transcript of the gene PGAP2, whose product is annotated as post-GPI attachment to proteins factor 2. Gene Ontology annotation, biological process: GPI anchor biosynthetic process. Gene Ontology annotation, cellular component: Golgi membrane; endoplasmic reticulum membrane. The record is from RefSeq and is a predicted model, not a curated record. The coding region runs from base 326 to 1084 and encodes 252 amino acids. The transcript has 3 exons. NCBI's taxonomy places the organism in Eukaryota, Metazoa, Arthropoda, Insecta, Lepidoptera, Pyralidae.